CGCUUCCAUACUGGUUCGUGCUCGAGACCGUACCACAAGAGCCCAGGACGAAGACACAGCUAAAGCACACCAACAGGCCAGAUCCUGAACAUGGUUGGGUCAGCUAAUUCACGAAAGCGAGUCUAUAUCUCCUGCCGUGCCAUCUUCAGCGGUAAUAAUGCGCAAGUACGAAAGCAAAAGAAGGUGAAGGAGCUCGUGGAAAAGAGCAGGAAAUCCCUGAAAACGCUGUUGCAAGAUCUCGGACACGAUACAGUGAUUGCCAUACUUCGAUCCCUACUGGAAGGGAAGAUUUUUGAGUCGGAAAUUCGCGCUAAAAUCGAGUUUCCAGAACUCUUCCGUUCAUCAACCAUUCGCGACGUCCAACGCCAAGCUUCUGAGGCCGACGCCGCCAAUUCUACUGCAGAAGCCUUGGAUGAGAUUACAUCACAGGAUGGUGAACAGCUUGAUCGAGAAGAGGAUGGUGUAGAACCUGAAGAGUCAGAAGAUGGUGUACCCACCAUUGCUCCUGUGCUAUACACCAUGCAGGAGCCACAAGGGAAGCUUCCAAGCCUUUAUCCAUCGUACCUACCAUAUCAGACCCAGCACCUUAUUCUUAACACUGCUCAGCAGAUCCUCGAAGAAUGCUGUUUCAACUUUGCCUCUAUUUCGAUGCCUUCUGUCCUCCAGCAGAAGAGGUGGGAUUGUUCAACUGCAGGAGAGCUGACGCAAUGGACGAAACUUUUUCGCAAAGGCAAGGGUCGACCCUAUACAGCCGCCCUAGACUUCAAAGACAAGGAAUUGCUCAAAGAAGUGUCAAACCUGCGGCACACCGCUGUCCAUCGGCUUCCGACUACAGCCAGGGGUGUCAGCCAACUCCUGAAGUCAGCUACGGUGUUUGCGCAAUAUCUACAAGACGGCUUGCGUGCCGCACAGCUCGAGGAGCUGCAAUCCGAUGUGGACAGUAAGAUCAAGGCGAUGGAGCUAAAUAAGAAUGUUCUAGAGGACACGGCAUCAUCCAAGUUGCAGGAUAUACAGCGGCAACGUGAGGAACUUGAUAGGAUGGAAGCAAAAUUGAUAGAAGAGAUCUUGCAAGAGGAUUUGGAUAACAAAGCUUUGAUUGGACAGCUGCUUGAGGACUCGGUCCGUGGAAUAUUCAGGCUCCAAAGGGAUGCGACUAAUAAGGACUGCCGAGAAGACUACGAGGGAAAGGAGGAGAACGAAGAAAAUGAAGGAGACGAAGAAAAUGAAGAGGAUAAGGACCGUGAUGAGGAAAAGGGCAAAGGGGAGGACGAGGUAAAGGAAGAGGACGAGGUAGAGGGGGGUAAAGACAGUGAAGAGACGCAAGGCGAAGAAAGGAAAGUCGAGGUGUCACAUUUUGGGGUCAUUUCCUAGAUAACACGACUUUCCUCUCCUUCUCAGACCACAUAGCCGGUCCUGUGACCACGAUCCCGGUCCCCGGGACCCACAGGGCCCCGGCCCCUGUGCGGCGGCGACGGACUGCCGCCUCCGGCAGCAGCCGUCUUCAUCAUGUAUAAAAGACGGGCUCUAGGCCCGUCCCUUAGCUAGAAAUCAAGAGCUUUCAUCAUCA
Messenger RNA from Ilyonectria robusta, 1567 nucleotides. RefSeq lists its product as uncharacterized. NCBI's taxonomy places the organism in Eukaryota, Fungi, Ascomycota, Sordariomycetes, Hypocreales, Nectriaceae. The transcript has 2 exons. The record is from RefSeq and is a predicted model, not a curated record. Bases 91 to 1371 code for a protein of 426 amino acids.